AUGGCGUCCAAAUUCAGCAUUUCUGCUGUAAACGCACUAAACUAUGACGAUUUUUUGAGGAAGUUUGGCAAUGUUGUCGAGAUGACUCCCUCAUGCGCAGCUGGGGUAUAUUCUGCAAGGCCUUUUGCGUCCUUUGAUAGCUUUGUCGGAGCCCUACAUCAAUUUAUUGACGACCUUCCGGAGGAUAGUAGAGCUGAAAUUUUGCGAAGCCACCCCGACCUGGCAGAUCGUUUGGAAUCAUUAACACCCGAAUCUCAGAGAGAGCAGAUGCAAGCUGGAAUUACUAAACUUAGCCCCGAGGAAAUAAAACAAUUGAAGCAGUACAACAAGCUUUACAAGGAGAAGUUCGGGUUUCCAUUUGUGAUCUGCGCUCGAAUGAACAACAAAGAUGCAAUUUUAGCAGGGAUCAAAACUCGCUUGAACAAUGAUGGCGAACAAGAAUUGAAAUGUGGGAUUGAAGAAGUGAAAAAGAUAAUGUUGUUAAGGAUGAAAGAUUUAGUAGAGUGCGAAGACUCUAAACUCUAA
This is a messenger RNA of Porites evermanni, 525 nucleotides long. The record is from the annotation of a GenBank genome assembly. Lineage: Eukaryota; Metazoa; Cnidaria; Anthozoa; Scleractinia; Poritidae.